AACAUUCGUGAUGGGACGUGCGGAAUUGCCCAUUUGGCAAGAAUUCACCGACAAGUACCGGGCGUCACACCGCCGCACCCCGCUGGUCCGAUGCAAGACGUGCGACGACGAGAUCUGUGCCUCCACGACGUCCCUAUACCAGCACAAGAACAACGUGUGUGGGAAGAAGCUGCCCCGCCGGUCGUCGUCGUCGUCGAUGGACCCCAACCUUGUUGGCCACCAUUCUCCUUCUUCUCCCGGCGACAAGGAGACCAUUGUGGUAUCAACACUCGUGUCCACGCCCGUGACGACGCCAGCUGAGGUCGCUGACUUGGUUCCUGCCGCCGCUUUAACGACGGCGACGCAGAGAGAGGAACACGAGAUGCAGGUUCCACGAACAGCGGGAGCAGUUCCAGACGUCGCACCGACAGUUCGCAAACGCAAGGAGAUUUGGGAAGAUUUUGGGGACAAGUACAAAGUUGAUGGCCGAAAGACCCUCGUGGUGGACUGCAAGAUGUGCGGCAAGGACGUGGCGGCGGCCACGACGUCGCUGUACCAGCACCAAGCGAUCUGCGCCAACAUCCAGGUGCCCAAGCAGCAAAAGCGUCCCAAGGCAUCUUCCCACGACGUCAAGCCGACGCCUCAUCCGCCUCCGCCGUCGUACCUUCCCGUCGAAGAACUGACUAAGAAAUUCCUCACCAUCCAAGACACAAUUCUGCAACUUCGCGCACAACUCGACGCCGCGCACGCCGACGAUGCGCCGGCGCUCCAGUCGGCGCUGGACCUGUAUCAAGCCAUGCGGGCGAACGUUCUGGACAAACUGAAUGCCGUCGCCCAGAACCACUGCAUCGUCUAACUCGUUCGUGAGCAACGGCGAUGGGCAUUUGAAUUGGGAUGUCCUACUACUUUACUAGUAUACAAGUCGUCUCCACCAUCGUCAGUCUACCUUGUGUAACGUUAAUGGGGUCACCGUCGUCGUCUAAGCUUCAUAUAUGAAGCGAUCGAACGCGGUUGCUCCAUUGGUCUAAG
Molecule: messenger RNA, 1008 nt
Organism: Aphanomyces astaci
Lineage: Eukaryota; Oomycota; Saprolegniomycetes; Saprolegniales; Verrucalvaceae
Exons: 1
Coding region: 11-835 (274 amino acids)
Molecular function (GO): DNA binding
Source: RefSeq, a predicted model, not a curated record